UGCCAAUGUGUUCGUAAAUAACGUCAGUUCUGUUGAAUGUCCUGACGAAGGCACAAUAACAUUGCUGUGAAGAUGAGCAGAUGCAUCUUUUACUUGGUGUGCAUACCUUUGGUCUUAUGUAUAUUCCACUCUGUUGUAUAUUCGUCGUGUCCAGCUUCACAAGUAGCCGGAAGCAGUGUACAGCUGAUUUUUACAACACCCAUGAAAAUAGUCACAAACGACACGCUUCAGGAUUGUGAUAAAAGUGUGGAUUACAUUUCUAUGGCGAGGCUCGGGAUUGAAGAGGUGUCUGAAAAUGCUUUUAGUGAUUUCUAUAACUUAGAAAUCUUAACACUUGCUGACAAUAACAUUUCCGUUUUACCUCCACAUUUACUCGACUACAAAAGGGGACUGACGUACUUUAUGAUUGAAAAUAACCACAUUGAACGCAUUGAGGAUGAAACUUUCAAAGACUUGGAAAACGUUCGCUUCAUAAAUCUACAGUGUAACAACAUUAGCUAUAUUGGACCAAAUGCUUUUCCAGGGAAUCUUCAAGUUCUAGAAUCAGUUAAUUUAUCUUAUAAUUCAUUAACAUAUUUCGAACCCUGGCCAUUUAUACCGGAAACAAAUCCAGAUGACGGCUUAGAUGUACUGUUUGACUUUAGACAUAACUUCAUCUCCGAGUUCCGAAAUUCAAUAAACUGGACUUAUGAUUUAAUUCAGCCAUUCGAGUAUGAAAUCAUUCUUAGUCAUAAUGAAAUUACAAGCCUGAAUGACUCGUUGGUCUAUUUGUACAAUCCGAAUUAUCAAGGAAGCGAAUUUCCAGAGUUUCUAACAUACAAAAUGAACUUGUCGGAGAAUCCAUUUGUCUGUGAUUGCAAAGUUUAUCCGUUUGCCAACUACUUGCACGACUCCGUGUUUUAUUUCUUCAAAAUGGACGAGUUUCGUUAUCGAUGUCUUAAGCCUGAUUCCUUAAAUGGAACAGACUUUCUUCAUGAUGUUGCGCUGAAAGACUUUGUUUGUAACAUCGAAGAGGACUGUCCUCCGGGUUGCAUGUGUGAAGAACAGCCCAGUAACGGUUACUUACUCGUCAACUGCAGCUUCACGAAUGAUCGUAUGAGUGAACUUCCGGUCACACUUCCCACAACCGAGAGUGGAAAAAUUUCUCUGCAUUUGGAUGGACACUAUAUCCGGUCAUUAGAACAAAGGAGUUAUAUUGGACAGCUUGUGAAUUUGACAAUUAGCUAUAAUAAGCUUGCUUUCAUCGACUCAAGUGUUUUAAAGUCCAUGUCCAACAUAAACCAUUUAGAUAUAUCUCAUAAUCACCUUAAGUACGUAUCGAAGGAUAUCCAGUAUAUAACAAUGGACAAAAUUCGGAUCAGUUCCAACAGAUUCGAGUGUGACUGCAACAUGACGUGGAUGGCCGAUUGGAUUAAUCUUUCCCCAAAUGCUCAUGAUUAUGAAGUCCAGUGUGUUCAUGAUGACAGCCGGCACCGCAUACGUGAAAUCACUCGAGAAAAACUUUUAUGCAAUUACGAAUAUAUCAUUAUUAUAGUUGUCGUAGUUUUGGGUGUUCUCAUCGCGAUAAUUAUCGGAGCAGUCAUCACGGCCAGGCGGUGUCCAUACGAAACGAAGGUUCUAUUGUAUCGACUUUUUGGUGUACACCCGGCCGAUAAAUACCGUGUUGACGUGGACGAACCUCGCGAGUACGAUAUAUAUAUAUCGCAUUAUGAGCACGAUAUACAGGCAAGACAAUGGGUCAGGUCGAAGUUUCUCCGAAAACUAGAAGAAACGCAAAAACGAAGAUACAAAAUAUUCUACUCUGAGAGAGAUCUUAAUUUUGGUGGCGACAUGUUUGAUGAUCUAGUCACAAACAUGAAGAAAAGCAGACGAAUAAUAUUCAUACUCACUCGUGAAUUUUUCGAAGACGAUAAGAACAUUUUUGAGACUGAUCAAGCAGAGAUGGAACAUCGAUCUAGUGACAAUCUGCACGGGCGUGUGAUAUACAUCUUAUGGAAUGAAAGCAUCCGAGAAAAAUUAAAUUCGGAUCCCUGGAAGACUCGAGUCGAGGGUAAACGCGUACUCUGCCCAGACGACAAGUUAUUUUGGUCUAAGAUGAGAUAUGAACUUCCAUUAAAACCCGUGCCUUGAGUGACAGAUGUAUCUGAACUGUCACAGAGGUGUUAAUAGAAAACUCAAAUGUCUUACAAGCCCUCAGUAAGCACCGUGGUUUCAGCUCCAGAAAGUAAUUCUGUGCUGAUAAGUGAAGGGAGAAGAAGGCAAGAAUUUGUGGAAAAUCCCAUGCAAUCAGAUGUAUUGUGAGGAACAGAUGAGAUCUUAUAAUUAUAUGGAAAAUUGUGAUAGCACCGAGCAUAUAAAUUGAUAAAUUUUGCCAACUCAAAAGCGCUUGCCCAAGAGCUACUGCUUGCAUCUUUAAUAUUGUUUCAUAUGCGAGGUGAAGUCCGUAAGCUGUAAUAGACUCUUACGUGAUUAGAAAUAUCGUGAAAUUAAUUAAAAUCCUCCUUUCGUUUUCAAUAAACUACAUUGAAAUAGCAAAAAUGAGAGUAAAGUGGUGGACACGCUUUGGCGGAUCUAAUCCAGUUUUGUUAAUGACAACUUAAGAUAAUGCGAUAUGAAAUAAUUACGUUGUUUAUCGAUGCUUGAUUUUAAUCUUACAAAAGAGAUAAAUGUUGAUAACUGUUGAAUAAAUAUGAUAUGCU
Ostrea edulis (European flat oyster) is the source of this 2699-nucleotide messenger RNA. RefSeq names its product protein slit-like. The transcript has a single exon. The record is from RefSeq and is a predicted model, not a curated record. Gene Ontology annotation, molecular function: protein binding. NCBI's taxonomy places the organism in Eukaryota, Metazoa, Mollusca, Bivalvia, Ostreida, Ostreidae. Bases 73 to 2130 code for a protein of 685 amino acids. Gene Ontology annotation, biological process: signal transduction.